AUGGCAGUGGAGAUGGCACUGAGCCACCGAGCGCCUCAUGAGGUGCUGAGCGAGGCCGACCUGGAGGAGCUGGCACAGCGGAAACCUCCCACCAAGCCCUCACUGCGCAGCUGUCUCCACAAGACCAGAUGCUCGGUCUCCACUGCCAAGUCCCUGCUUUUCCGGUUCCUGCCCUUCCUGCGCUGGAUUCCCCGCUACCCAGUCAAGGACUGGCUCCUGGGGGAUAUUGUCUCAGGCUUCAGCGUGGGCAUCAUGCACCUGCCCCAGGGACUUGCCUACGCACUGCUGGCCGGGCUGCCACCCGUCACUGGUCUCUACUCCUCCUUCUACCCCGUCUUCCUCUACUUCUUCUUUGGGACAUCCAGGCACAACUCCAUGGGUGACUCCCUGCCCACACCCUGCCUGUCCCCAGGUCCCUUUGCUGUCAUCUCCGUCAUGAUCGGGAGCGUGACGGACUCCCUGGUGCCCAGUGAGAACUUCAUGGAGUCCGUCAAUGGCAGCAACAUGACAGUCAAUGAGGCACGGCGGGAUGCUGCCAGGGUGGAGCUGGUGGCCACCAUCACUGUCCUGACAGGCAUAUUCCAGGUGGCCCUGGGCCUGCUGCAGUUUGGCUUCGUGGUGACCUACCUCUCGGACCCGCUGGUGCGUGGCUACACCACUGCUGCCUCCGUGCAUGUCCUCGUCUCCCAGCUCAAGAACGUCUUUGGGGUCUCCCUGGGUGAGCACUCAGGGCCGCUCUCACUGUUCAUGACCUUCAUUGAGAUUUGCCAGAAGCUGCCACAGACCAACGUGGGCACUCUGGUGACAGCCAUCAUUGCCAUGGUGGCCAUCUUCGCCGUGAAAGAGUUCAACCACCAGUUCGCCUCCAAGCUGCCCAUGCCUAUCCCCAUCGAGCUUAUCACGAUCAUCGUCUCCACUGGCAUCUCCUAUGGCGUCAACCUCAACGCCAAAUUUGGCAUCUCUGUGGUGGGCCACAUCCCCAGCGGGUUGAAGCCGCCUGUGGUCCCUAACGUCAGCUACUUUGGGCAGGUUGUGGGCAAUGCCUUCGCCAUUGCUGUGGUGGGCUACGCCAUCUGCAUCUCCCUGGGUAAGAUCUUUGCCCUGAAGCAUGGCUACAAAGUGGACAGCAACCAGGAGCUGAUCGCGCUGGGCCUCUGCAACUUCCUGGGGGGCUUCUUCCAGUGUUUUGCCAUCAGCUGCUCCAUGUCGCGGAGCCUGGUGCAGGAGAGCACAGGGGGUAACAGCCAGGUAGCUGGUGUCAUCUCAUCCCUGGUCAUCCUGGUGACCAUCCUGAAGAUCGGAGAGCUCUUCCGGGACCUGCCCAAGGCCAUCUUGGCUGCCAUCAUCAUCAUCAACCUCAAGGGUAUGUUCAAGCAGUUCAGUGACAUCCGCACGCUCUGGAAGUCCAACCAGGUGGACCUGAUGGUCUGGAUUGUGACCUUUGUGGCCACCCUCAUGCUGAACUUGGACAUCGGCCUGGGGGCCUCAGUGGCCUUCGGGCUGCUCACCGUCAUCUUCCGCACCCAGCUCCCCCGCUACUCCAUCCUGGGGCGCAUCUCCAACACCGAUGUCUACAGGGAUGUGGCUGAAUACCAGAUGGCACAGGAGGUCCCUGGCGUGAAGAUCUUUCGCUCCUCCUCCACUCUCUAUUUUGCCAAUGUGGAGCUGUAUGCUGAGGCCCUGAAGAAAAAGAGUGGCAUCAACGUGGACCGCCUGAUCGAGAAGAAGAAGAAGGCCCUCAAGAAGCUGAAGAAACAGCAGAAGAAAGCGGAGAAGGAGAAAGCAAAGAGAAAAAAGGUGCUUCCCUGCCACGGGGGACCCCUCUGGUGCCACCCUGCCCCCCAGGACACAGAGGAUGGAGAGAAUGGUCCAGGCGUGGCGGUGAUCGAGCUGAGCGGGGCGGAGGGCAGCACACCCCCCAAGCCCACCUUGCGCACCCUGGGGCUGCCCCAGCCCAGCUUCCACGCCAUCAUCUUGGACUUCAGCCCCGUCAGCUUCGUGGACACCGUCUCCAUCAAGAUCCUGAAGAAUAUCUUCAGAGAUUUCCAUGAGAUAGAAGCGGACGUCUUCAUUGCUGGCUGCCCGGGGCCCGUCCUCGCCCAGCUGGAGCGGGGCAACUUCUUCAGCUCGGCCAUCACCAAGCACUGCUUCUUCCCCUCGGUGCACGACGCUGUGCUCCACAUCAGUGGGGAGCAGCGCCAGACCUUGGUGGACCUCAGCACCAGGAUGUAG
Messenger RNA from Haliaeetus leucocephalus (bald eagle), 2232 nucleotides. RefSeq names its product solute carrier family 26 (anion exchanger), member 6 (gene SLC26A6). Gene Ontology annotation, biological process: transmembrane transport. Gene Ontology annotation, cellular component: membrane. The transcript is spliced from 19 exons. NCBI's taxonomy places the organism in Eukaryota, Metazoa, Chordata, Aves, Accipitriformes, Accipitridae. The record is from RefSeq and is a predicted model, not a curated record. The coding region runs from base 1 to 2232 and encodes 743 amino acids. Gene Ontology annotation, molecular function: oxalate transmembrane transporter activity; bicarbonate transmembrane transporter activity; sulfate transmembrane transporter activity.